Cornus florida is the source of this 1996-nucleotide messenger RNA. Its product is annotated as mitochondrial-processing peptidase subunit alpha-like. NCBI's taxonomy places the organism in Eukaryota, Viridiplantae, Streptophyta, Magnoliopsida, Cornales, Cornaceae. The record is from RefSeq and is a predicted model, not a curated record. The transcript has 13 exons. Gene Ontology annotation, molecular function: metalloendopeptidase activity; metal ion binding. Gene Ontology annotation, biological process: proteolysis. Gene Ontology annotation, cellular component: mitochondrion. The coding region runs from base 82 to 1602 and encodes 506 amino acids.
CCCCAAUAGGCCCAAUAUAUCAAUCUUUAAAACAAUCUCUCUCUCGCAUUUAGGGUUUCUCGACAGUGAUCGAUCAUCGCCAUGUACAGAAACGCAGCUUCACGACUUAAGGCUCUCAAGGGCCCUGCGGGCAAUAGGGUACUAGCAAGGUUUGCAACUUCGACUGCUGUUGCCACGAAAUCACCCUCUUCAGAUAGUUUGUUUAGUUGGCUCACGGGGGAACGUUCUAGGACUCUCCCUUCCCUGAGCUACCCACUUAAAGGUGUUACCUUGCCACCUUCACUUCCUGAUCAUGUUGAACCGGGUAAGACCAGGAUAACAACUCUUCCGAAUGGUGUCAAAGUAGCCUCAGAAACUUCUGCUAAUCCUGCAUGCUCAAUUGGGUUAUAUGUUGAUUGUGGCUCAAUCUAUGAGACGCCAGUUACAUUUGGAGCCACACACGUCCUGGAACGAAUGGCUUUCAAGAGCACAAUGAACCGCAGUCACUUGCGCAUUGUUAGAGAAGUUGAGGCAAUUGGUGGCAAUGUGACUGCCUCAGCUUCUCGGGAGCAGAUGGGAUACACCUAUGAUGCUCUGAAGACAUAUGUUCCUGAAAUGGUAGAGCUGCUAGUUGACUGUGUGAGGAAUCCUGUGUUCCUGGAUUGGGAGGUCAAUGAGCAGCUUCAGAAGGUGAAGGAUGAGAUUGGAGAAGCUUCUAACAAUCCUCAAGGCUUGCUGCUCGAGGCACUUCACUCUGCUGGCUUUUCUGGUGCAUUGGCUAAUCCUCUUUUGGCCCCAGAGUCUGCAAUAAACAGGUUGAAUAGUACAAUGCUGGAGUAUUUUGUUGCUGAAAAUUAUACGGCUUCUCGGAUGGUACUCGCAGCUUCUGGAAUUGAACACGAGGAGUUGUUAAAAAUUGCAGAACCACUUCUUUCUGACUUACCCAGUGUGCCUCGCCCUGAGGAGCCAAAAUCUGUGUACGUUGGUGGUGAUUAUCGCUGUCAAACUGAUCCAGGGCAAACUCAUUUUGCUCUUGCCUUUGAAGCUCCUGGUGGCUGGCUUAAAGAGAAGGAAGCUGUGACAUUGACUGUUCUUCAAAUGCUAAUGGGAGGAGGUGGAUCUUUCUCUGCUGGAGGUCCUGGAAAAGGAAUGUACUCGCGGUUAUAUCUCCGUGUCUUGAAUGAGUACCCGCAAGUGCAGUCAUUUUCUGCGUUUAACAGCAUUUACAAUAACACUGGCAUAUUCGGAAUUCAAGCUACCACUGGCUCUGAUUUUGUAUCGAAUGCCAUUGAUAUAGCAGUUAAAGAGCUUAUUUCAGUUGCUACACCCGGGGAAGUUGACCAGGUACAACUAGAUCGUGCUAAACAGUCAACGAAGUCUGCCAUUCUUAUGAACCUGGAAUCCAGAAUGGUUGCAUCAGAAGAUAUUGGUAGACAAAUUUUGACAUAUGGAGAGAGGAAACCUGUGGAGCACUUCUUGAAGGCGGUGGACGAAGUUGGACUGAAAGACAUUGCUUCCCUUUCACAAAAGCUUAUUUCUUCUCCUCUCACAAUGGCAUCUAUUGGAGACGUUACUUCUGUCCCAACCUAUGAUUCAGUCAGCGGCAAGCUCCAAUUGAAAUGAAAAUGAAUUGUGGGCGGACGCCUUGCUUCUUGUCAUCAAUUUUGGGGCAAAUGCAAGCCUUUACAUCCAAUAGCUAUGGAAAAUGCAAGUCUUCACACCCAAUAACUAUAGAAGAACAAGGAAUUUUGAUGCUCUCCAGUUUAACAAUAAUAUGUUGUAUCCCUUUCAAAGUUAGCUUAUUUAUUUUUAUCCUUUUCUUAAGGCCUACUUUUUGUUACUUUCCAUUAUCAUUGAAUAUUUUCUGCCUAUUCUCUAGUUUCAUUUUGCCAUAUAUACACCGAAUUCAUGUUUCAGUCCAGUUUUUGGGCAAAUGCAAAUCUUUACACCCUGAUAGCAAUGGAAAUUUAAGAAGGAAUUUAGAUGCUCUCUAUUCUGGAAAAGCAUCUGUUUUGAA